AUGUACACACGAAGAACAUCUUCAUCUUCUCCAUCUACAACACCUCAAUGGAAAUAUGAUGUCUUUCUCAGUUUUAGAGGUGAUGACACUCGAAAGGGCUUUACAAACCACUUAUAUGAAACAUUGAGAGCUCAAGGAAUCAUAACUUUCAGGGAUGACCGUACAAUUUCGAAGGGAAAAGCUAUUUCUGGAGAACUGAUUGCUGCGAUUGAAGAAUCAAGGUUUGCACUUAUUGUCCUCUCACAAAAUUAUGCAUCCUCAACAUGGUGCUUGGAUGAACUUGUACACAUUCUUAAAUUUAUGGAAGCAAGAGAAACAGUGCUACCAAUUUUCUAUUAUGUUGAUCCAUCUCAUGUGCGAAAACAAACGGGGUGUUUUGAGAAAGCCUUUACACAACUAGAAGAAAGAUUUAGUUUGGAUGACAAAACGAGGGUGCAAGAGUGGAGAGAUGCGUUGGCAAAAGUGGCAGAUUUCUCUGGGUGGAAGGCUAAGGACUGGUAUACAUUCACUUUUAUUAUUUUCCCAAGGAAAGUUUCUUAA
Messenger RNA from Prunus armeniaca (apricot), 540 nucleotides. The record is from the annotation of a GenBank genome assembly. NCBI's taxonomy places the organism in Eukaryota, Viridiplantae, Streptophyta, Magnoliopsida, Rosales, Rosaceae.